AUGUAUACCAACAGUGACAUUGGUCAUAAAGUUGGUGUUUCGUGUGGUGUAGUGGAUGAGAGUUGUGAAUUGACAAAUCUUUUUGUACAUCUCAUCGAUGAGAUCAUCUUAAAUGCACAUAUCAGUGUUCAAAGACGAAUUGCACAGCAAAUCAGUGACUUAUUUACUGAUGAAAUACAACAACGAGCAUCAACGUAUCGUUUCUUGUUGUGCCUUAAGAAGACUAAUAGUGGGGAUGGUGACUUAAUGAAAGGCGAUGGCGACGAUUGUGUGCACAUGCAUUGUAGCGAUGAUUUGAUGAUUCGCUGUUUGAAAGCAGUUCAGCUUGCAUCAGAUGAAUCAGCAAGACUAUUGUUGUGUCGUUUAAUGCAAGGCUAUAUAUCGCACUGUAAGCCUGCAGCAAUGGAACGCCGUGAACGUCGUUUAGUGCGUUUGGAUGCAACAAUUUAUGUGAUGAGGGCUCUGUUGAAAACACUUCUAGAGGAUACAACAGUUUCAUCGCAGUCAAUUGUCGUUGAUAAUUUAUCGGAAUUUUUGUUGAAAAUGUCAAAUCGAGAUCGUAAAUUCACUCUCAAAUUUCGACUCGUCGGUUUAAUCGGUGUAUUGUACAAUCGAAUAUUUGCUGGAAAAGAACUUCAGUGUUCGGAAACAUUAAUUCGAUUGAUGUGUCGUGGUGUUCGUUCACAGAAAUGUAAAAGCGCAUUAAUUGAUGGAAUGAUAAUACCGGUGAUACAAGGAUUAUUCGAGCGGUAUUUCGCGAUGAUCACUCUCAACGACGUUGAUCGGCGUGGCAGUAGAGAGCUGUGUCUUAUUUCAUUGGCUUGUAUUGGACAGCUCUCUAAAAUGAAGAAAGGCCAUGAACAGUUAAUUGCAAAUGGUGUAAUUGAAAUGUGUGAAUGUGCACUUAACAGUAUCACUGACGAUUUAAAAAUACUAUCGGAAGAUUUACCACUGUUAUCUUAUCUGCUUAAGUUGCAAAAUCAGUUUAAGGAUUUGUUGUGUGCAUUAUGCAUGCGUUGUCUACCUGCAAAGCCAUAUCCACUCUCGUCGUCGCAAUUGUCGUUUUCAUUUCAAAUCCCUUUAAGUCGCCCGACAAUUUCCAUUCAACACUCAGUUGAUAACAGCCCACCAGAUGGAUCGACGAAUCCUUUGAAAAUAACAGCAGCAGUCUUCCGUCCUCCUCAAAAUAUAUCGCUAAACUCGUCGAACAGUGAUGAGAAUGGAAGCGCAGUUGAAGAAGAAGAGAGAAAAGAAAGAGAAGAUUGUUUGUGGGUGGUGAGGAAAGACGGUGGUAUGAGGAGUUGUUUGCAAAAUAUUUGUGAUGAUGACACUGAUAAUUUAGUUGAUGAUGUGAAAGAGAAAUGUUCUCUGUUGUAUCAGAAUCAAAGCUACGAUCAGCUAACGCGCAAUUAUGCUGCUUUCUUCGCUGAAUUCCUUCAAUCGUCAACGAAUCUCUCAUCGACUUUUAAUGCUCAGUCGUCAGUCGUCAUAUCACGCUCCGAACUAGUGGCUCUCAUAGCUCAGCAAACGAAUCCGGCAAAUAAUCGAUUUGUGAAGAUCGCUUUCCCAGAAUUGCUGGAUCGGAUCGUUGAAUGCAGACAGCAACCACUGCAACACAACACGGCUUCGAUAAGUUAUCUGCUGAAUAAAUCAUGUAAUUUAUCUUCUCAACAGGUGAAUAAACAUCAUUAUGAAUUGAUCUUAUCACCGGAUACCAAUCAAAAACGUCCACAUUAUCAGUGGUUCUAUUUCGAGGUAUCCAAUAACGAAGCUAAUGUACCAUAUACGUUCGAAGUGAUUAACUGUAUUAAAAGCACCUCAAUGUUUUCCAAAGGAAUGCAACCAGUGAUGUUCUCUGUAACUGACGCAUGUCUUCAUGAUCAGUGUGAGUGGAAACGCACCGGUUCUUCGAUUUGUUAUUAUCGUAAUCUUUAUGCUCUACACUCUAACUCAGUCAGUAACAAAUCAAACAAAAAAAUCAGUGCUAAAUCAAAACAAAAAAGAUGUUUACCAAUAAGUGGUACGAUAGUGUUGAUUUUGCAGAUCAAUUUGGAGCGUACUAUGAUGCGACUGAAUAAGUUGUCAUCGCCGCAUUCAUUUUACAUGCGUAAUGAUACACUGUGCUAUAGUUUGGCUGGUAAUACAGUACCUCUGAUUACUAUAACGGCGUUCGGAACGAACGAACAAAUUAACCAACGAGAAAUUGUGCUUCUUUCGGCACGCGUGCAUCCUGGUGAAAGUAAUGCGAGUUGGAUGAUGCAUGGUGUAAUAGAGUUUUUGAGUGGUUCAUCAUCGGAUGCGAUUGAAUUACGCAAUCAUUUUGUCUUUAAACUGAUUCCGAUGUUGAAUACCGAUGGAGUGAUCAAUGGUAAUCAUCGUUGUGGUUUAGCGGGUACUGAUUUGAAUCGUUGCUGGGAUGUACCAUCAUCGCUCUUUCAUCCAACUAUAUUCCAUUCAAAAGGACUCGUUCAAUAUGUUGUGGAUGUGCUGAAAAAGAAACCAUUCGCGUACAUCGAUUUUCACGGUCAUUCAAGACGCUACAAUGUUUUCAUGUUUGGUAACAAUCCAAAACAAUCGUGGAAAUUAUCGGAUCGCACACUGUCAGAUUGCUAUGAUCUUGAUCAAUUUAUGCUGCUUCCGCAUUUGCUGUCUCAGGUGUCACGUUCGUUUUCCUUCUCGGAGUGUUGCUUCAAUAUCACAAAAGCAAAAGAAUCCUCAGCUCGUGUUGUCUUAUGGCGUCAGUUUGGUAUUAAUUGUGUGUACACAAUGGAAGCAACUUAUUGUGGAUAUAGCAAUGGUCCAUACGCCAAUAAUCAUAUUGGAAUAUUUGAACUGAAAGAAAUAGGUCGAGAUUUAUGUAUUGCAUUAUUAGCAAUGAAGAAGAAAUCAUUGGAAUGUGUUGGCACAAUGCAGAAUUCAACCAUUUUGAAGCAACACCAUAAUGCGGAUAGUACGAGUGUUUCAGAUUAA
Messenger RNA from Anisakis simplex (herring worm), 2970 nucleotides. The record is from the annotation of a GenBank genome assembly. Lineage: Eukaryota; Metazoa; Nematoda; Chromadorea; Rhabditida; Anisakidae.